CCAUUCACCGGCUCUUUCUGGGUAGUCGCUCGAGCUUCUCUUCCUCUCCUCUUCCCUUCCUUCCUCCCUCCGAAUGGGCUGCUGGCGGCGGGGGAGGGACCCCGGGGGCAGUUCACAGCGCGCUGGUGCACGGGAGGCGGAGGGAGAAAGAAGGAAGGGAGGCUGUGAGUGGAGGCGGUGCUCAGAAGGGAGCGAGGGAGGGAGGGAGGAAGGCGGAGGGAUAUUCGGGCCGGACCUCUCUGCGGCGGCGCCGCGCUCCACAGCGAUUGGCCGCCGUCUUGGCCACGCGGAAUCCCCAAUUGGCCAGGUGCUCAGCGUUGAAGGGCCGCCUCGCGCCCAUUCGCCUGCUGGUUUCAAGGCCCGGGUUGGCUGGGCGGGCAGCGGAAUGGAGCGUACGGAUAGGCCGAGGGGAGGGAGAUUGAGGUGGGGCAGGAGAGAGCCGGCCGCUGAUUGGGUGGGCCUGGUAAAGGCCUUGAGCUCAGACCGGCUGAGCGCUGGGAGGAGGGUGGACCGAAGGUACGACUCGGAUCCCGCGCGAUUGGCUGGGAUACUAGGCGUUGAUAGGAUAGGGUGCCCGGGAGAACUAGGGAGAGGAGUUCGGGGUCGGGGCGCGGAAAGGCGGGAGGCGCCCGGCCGCCUUUGGAGCCUUGCGCGGGGCACGAUGGGACGCCCCCGGGAAGAGGCGGAGCUGGGUUCGACCGCUGUGGCUGCGGUUGGAUAAUGUGCUGGAGCUGGCUAGUACCAGCUCGGGAGCCAAAUAUGUACAUCUCUUCCCAAAUCUACAUUAGAAACAUCAUAUUACAAGCUCAAAGUUGGUCAUGGUGGGAGUAUUUACACCACAGAAAGCAGUAAGUACCACAAAUCUGGGCUUCCUUCCUUCUUUUUCUUUCUUCUUUUUUCCCUUCUUUUCUUUUGUUUUCUUUUCCUUCCUUCCCUCCCUUCCUCCCUCCUUCCUUCCUUUCAUUCUUUCUUUGUUUCUCCUUUCCUUCUGUUUCCCUUUCCCUUUCCUUUCUUUGUUGAGAACCAAUUUAGCAGCACCAUGACUUACACUCCUUUGCAGUCAACCCCCUCCAUCCUACAGUCACAGUCUACUUUUGGAUAUUAUUUUAUUUUGUAUUCUCCAGAAUAUUAUAUAAGUAAAAUCAUACUGUAUGUACUCUUUGGUGCUUCUUUUGCUCAGUUUAUUUUUGCAAUUCAUCACAUUGUUGCACAUAUUAGUAGUUCAUUCCUUUUCAUCAUUUUCCAUUGCAUGGGUGUACCAGACAUUUCUUCAUUCAUCUGGUGAUGGACAUUUGGGUUAUUUCCAUUUGGGGACUAUUAGAAAUAAACUUGUCAUGAACAUUUAUGUGCCAGUCA
Sapajus apella (tufted capuchin) is the source of this 1356-nucleotide messenger RNA. RefSeq lists its product as uncharacterized. The record is from RefSeq and is a predicted model, not a curated record. Bases 74 to 721 code for a protein of 215 amino acids. NCBI's taxonomy places the organism in Eukaryota, Metazoa, Chordata, Mammalia, Primates, Cebidae. The transcript has 2 exons.